Orbicella faveolata is the source of this 1342-nucleotide messenger RNA. RefSeq lists its product as uncharacterized. The record is from RefSeq and is a predicted model, not a curated record. NCBI's taxonomy places the organism in Eukaryota, Metazoa, Cnidaria, Anthozoa, Scleractinia, Merulinidae.
UUCUCGUCAGUUGUAUCAUUUUUAUUUCAAGUGUCUCCCGUUAGUUUACAUAAAACUUGAAAUAUUUACCCUUUAUUUCCUUUCAUUAAAAAAUAGAAUAUUAAUUAGUUUGGCGUCUCAAUUUCCUCCCACCGCGGAACAAAAGCCAUUGCAACUUAGGAAGCAAAAAGCGAAGAAAACUGAAAACCACCCGGCGGUUUGAUUUGUUUAAGCACACCUGCAAACAAGAAAAUCGAGCCACUCUGCGCUCCAACUCGACCAACUACCAGCAAAAGGACAUAAUUAUUUUAUGCGCUCUGUACGUCUAGUUGAAAUUUGCGACCGACUGACCUCAGACGUGCAACUAGCGUAACAAACAAAGUCAUGGACUGCAAGCAAGUUUUGAUCUUCCUUAUCUUGGCCGCUUUGCUCAUUGUAGGUCAGGGACGGCCUUCAUUCGAGGAGGAUGAACGUGAAAAGCGGGAUGAAGGAGAAGAGGAAAGUGACGUAAUGCUUCCUGAAGAGGACGAGGCAGACUCGCAAGAUGGAGGAGAGAGCGCAAGCGGGGAAGAACCAACAACUCCCCCUCCCCCAGCCGGGGGAGCCGCACCAACCCCAGCCCCUGCUGGCGGACCACCCCCUGCUGGUGGGGCAGCCCCACCUCCUAAUCCCAUCGUCGCAGCAGUUACUCAAGCCUGCACAACCUUCCAGACUUGCACUGCCCAAAAAGAUCCAUCUAUGUGUCUCCAGGAGAUGCUGACUGGCCUGAGCGCAUUAAGUGGAGCCGGAGGGGGUGCAACCGGCGGAGCUCCCUGCCAAGUUCCGAGUCCCUGUCAGGGAGGGGCCGCAGCCCCCAUGCCAAUGCCGAUGCCCAUGCCCAUGCCCAUGCCCAUGCCCAUGCCACAACCAAUGCCAUUGCCGUAUCCAGCUGAGCAAGUGAUAGUGGAGCCGGUGUCCUGUGGCGGAACCUACCCAUGCAAAGACAAGGCAGCAAAGAGCAAGGACAAGAAACAUCAUGACAAGAAGAGCAAGAAGCACCACUAAUAAUGCGAGAGAGCCGGAUUACGUGCAUGCAAAAAGAUCUGGAGUACUUGCCAGUGUAGUGCGUUCACGGGAUUUUAUGUUAGUAAGACAGCGAAGGUCUUGUUAUGCCUUUCCCAACGUUUGCAGAAGGCCCAUUUUUGCCUUUUUUCAUAUGUGACUCUCUAUUAUAAUAAAUCCGUAGUAAAGUAGUAUUUGCUUCAUGCAUGUAAAAUAUGCAUCGUAAAUUUAGCAAUGUACUGUAGAAACGCUCGUUUUGUUAUGAGCUAAGUGAACCGGAACUAAUAAAAUACGUGUCGAGAGGACCGUUCUCGCUUGUUGA